Daldinia loculata is the source of this 479-nucleotide messenger RNA. RefSeq lists its product as uncharacterized. The coding region runs from base 91 to 369 and encodes 92 amino acids. The transcript has 2 exons. The record is from RefSeq and is a predicted model, not a curated record. Lineage: Eukaryota; Fungi; Ascomycota; Sordariomycetes; Xylariales; Hypoxylaceae.
AAAGAGUCUUGUAUAUAGACGGCAUUUCGUUGAGGAUCGGUUUGUAUAGUCGUAUACUGAAACCAGCUGAGCUAAAUAAAUAAAGAUGUUAUGAUUUGUACUGAUGCAAUGAGGCUAUGCUCCUGUCUAAAUCCUUCUGAGGCUGAAGGCACCAGACGAGCGUGCGGAAUGAAUAUGGGCCGGUUACACUUUGACAUUUUUCUCUUUGCCUCGGCUUUGAUACAUAUCGGUAGCAUCAUUGGCUUUUUUACUGGGAUGGGAAAUUUGGGCUACAUUGUAUUUUGGUAUGGGAUGUGGCUUCUGAUUACUGCUGUUGCUUGGAUUUCCACUUGGGCUCCUGAACAGCCCAGCAGCCAUGUCCAAGUUUAAGGCCUUAUAUGUACGACAGCGCUUGUUAAAAUAUGAGUGAUAGAAAAUAGAGGAGCGAAGGAUUCGGAAUUGUCAGCCAAUGAAAUGGAGUUGCUGUUGUGGAGUGUACG